Messenger RNA from Anthostomella pinea, 3096 nucleotides. Lineage: Eukaryota; Fungi; Ascomycota; Sordariomycetes; Xylariales; Xylariaceae. The record is from the annotation of a GenBank genome assembly.
AUGCUGCAGGCUUCGGCUUUUUCGAGGUCUGAUGCGCUGUCUCUGCCGUGGGUCGCCCGUAGCGUGACGCAGCAGAGUAGCCCCUUAUCAAGAAGAAGCUUUGCAACUGUGCAGCAUCUAGUUUCAGGCGAUGGAUCAACUACUGCCCGGCAAGGGAAGUCCGGGAAGGGGAAACCGCCCUCAAUUCGCCAGCGGUUGCGGAAAUGGGAUGAGGAGAACGUGACCGAAGCAGAGGCUAUGCUGACCGACUUUGCCGAGAUGGGCGAGCUGUCUAACACAUUCACGCGGCCCCAGAACGUGUCUAUGGCCCAGUUCGAAGUUGACACGCCGCUGUUUGACGGCGAUGAACUGGGAGAGUUGCGUUCCGAUGACACCGUUCUAAAGGCUGGAGAUAUGGUCGAGCUUAGUGCUGAAGGCUCAAGGAGACCGAUGCUAGCCAUCUGUCUCGGCCGCAUCAAUGGAUAUGAGCAGUAUUAUACGAGCAGUGGCAAGUGGUUCUCCGGCCUGGGCGUAAAGACCUUGUUUGUCGUCCACGGCUUUGCAAAGCCCAGUGAACUCAAAAGCGUCAUUGACGAGUUGCCAUCCACCGAAACGCCCGUGGAAGCUGUCAAUGCAUUGCAGGACCUAGGCCAUGGCCCUUCACGGAGCAUCGGAGCCGCACUUCUGCGCAAGAUGUUGCAGUUCAUCCAGGCCGCGGAGUCGGUCUACCAGGCAAACGCCGGAACCUUAGACGCCUCGAGUGCCUUCAUUGGCGACCCCGUGAAGCAUCGCUAUCUCACCUUGCAUGAGAUUGCUGACCUCCUACUUCCCGAGUCGGACAAGGUCGAAGGAAAAUUCAAUGCCCAUUCCUUGUAUGCAGUACACCGCGCUCUUCUGACCGACGAGGUCUUCUUCAGACCACUCAAACAGACGGGCCAUCGGAGAUCGUACCUUUUCGAGGUCAGCCCGUUGUCUGAGGUCCGCAUCGUACAGAAGGUGGAAAAUAUGGUUCGCGAAUACAUGGACCAAAGAUCUCGAAAUACGCAGUUUCAGCCGAAAGGAGCAUACAUCCUCGAUAAGUUUAUCAAAACGGCCAGCAAGGUCAUUGAUGAAAGUCGUAAGAGACGAAAGUGGUCCAAUAGUGGCAUGAUUGGACCGUCCUCGCAGCCAGCUCCGAAGCCCCAGAAUUGGUCGACUGAGGAUCGUGAGAUCUUACAGUUCAUGGAGUUGUGGGCUAGCUAUCAGAAGUUCCCAACUUUCUCACGUCUCCAGACCAUGGGAUCUGCUAUUCUGGGUGCUGUCGACCGAUACCAAGAGGCUCAAACGCUCGCCCCUGCAGCAGGCUGGACUUUCUUGCAGGAGCUCGCUUGGAUUCCUCCGUGGGAGAUUCCAGCUCGAUAUAGCGUACGGUUUCCGGACAUUGAGAUCAAGCGAGGUGGUGGCUAUAUUCGUCCUACUGUGGGCACGCUCGACAGACAUCUGAAGCGAGACACGUUGGCACCUAUUCGAAAGGAAUUGGACGGAACUACUGCGUACUGCAUCGAUGCUGAGUCUGCCAUGGAUAUUGAUGAUGCGGUAUCGCUCGAGCGCACGACCGAACCUGAUCAGUACUGGGUUCACGUUCACGUUGCAGAUCCGGCAUCGUCGAUCAAAGCCGAGACCCCAGUGGCCAAGUACGCCGAAUUGAUCCCGGAGGCAAUAUAUCUCCCUGGCCACUUUGAGCGCAUGUUGCCAGAUAACCUCAGCAAGGAAAGAUUUUCUCUCGGUCCAAACAGGCCUUGCCUGACGUUCAGUGCGCUAGUGAAGACUGACGGUACAGUCAUGGACCAGAAAAUCACACCGGGUAUCUUGGACAAUGUGAAAUACAUAACGUACGAGGAUGCUGCCUCAGCUAUCGGGGAGGUACGAGAUGAGCCGUUAAUGAGUGGCGAAACGAUAAGCCUCGGGCCUGCUCCCAAACCACAGCCUGCGAAUAGGAAAAUGACCCGGCCUGAAGAGCUGACCGAAGAGCAGAAGGACGACCUGACUCUGCUCUCUGAACUCGGCAGGGCAGUGCAGGCCGGGCGACUCAACAAGGGAGCCACUCCGAUCUUCGCGCCCCGCCCUGUAGCCUCAGCAUACUUCGAUGGAGUGCAACAGGAAGAUAUCGAUGGCUUCAUCUCCACUGUAGGAGACCCGUCAAUCCGCAUCGGAUAUUCAGGUCGCUCUGCCACGGACCUGGUUGAGAACGCCAUGAAACUGGCAGGUGAGGUAGCGGCGCGCUGGUGUUCGGAACGGGGCAUCCCCAUCCCCUACCGCACACAGCCCCACGCGGUGCGUAACGCAGCCCUGGUCCAGCAGUACGCCCGUGACGUCUUCAACCCGCUGCUCGCGGCCGGCGUGCGCCCCGACGAGAACCAGUUCCGGCACAUGCGGUCGCUCCUCGGCAGCGACGAGCUGUCGACGUGGCCGGGCCCACACUUCACGCUCGGCGCCGACAUGUACACCAAGGCGACGUCGCCGCUGCGGCGGUUCUCGGACCUGAUCGUGCACUGGCAGAUCGAGGCGGCGCUGCUCGAGGAGCGCCGGCUCGGGCGGUCGCUCGUCGGCCGCAACCGCAACGACAACGACGACAGCUUCCUGCCCUUCAGCCGCGAGCGCCUCGACCGCAUGCUGCCGAUGCUGCGCGUGCGCGAGCGUCAGACCCGCGCCCUCACCAACGGCGACGGCACCGACCAGUGGAUCCUGCAGGCGCUGGUGCGCGCCUGGCGCUUCGGCGAGGCCGCCCUGCCGCCCACGUUCCGCUUCCGCGUCGAGCACGUCUUCCGCCGCCGCAGCGUCCUCGGCCGCCUCGACUGGUUCGACCGCCCGGCCUUCCUCAAGCCCGACGCCCUCAACGACGUGCUGCGCAUGGGCGACGCGUGCGUCGGCGACGUUUACGAGGUCAGGCUGCGCGAGGUCAACGUCCACGCCAAGCAGAUUCUCGUCGAGGCCGUGCGCGUCGUCGAGAAGGCGGCCGAUCCCCUGGCCUUGGUGGGCGAGGCGGCAGGCGGCUCAGGGGCAAGUCGGUGCGGUCUGAACAGUCAGACAGACAUAUACCCUUUGCAGACGAGAGAUGUGCGAGUGCAUCAGUCAUAA